Rhagoletis zephyria (snowberry fruit fly) is the source of this 483-nucleotide messenger RNA. Lineage: Eukaryota; Metazoa; Arthropoda; Insecta; Diptera; Tephritidae. The record is from RefSeq and is a predicted model, not a curated record.
AUGAUUAGUCUCACAAUCAUACUCAUACUCAUAUUCAUAUUCAUACCGUCAGCAUGUUUUAAGACUAGAUCUGGUUUGGGUGUGGGAAUGACAAAACAAAUAAAGGGAAUUCCUGGAAGUAUGGGUCCUAGAGGUUUAGAUGGACCAGAUGGUUGCAACGGAACAGACGGAAGACCCGGCUUCCAGGGACCAAGAGGAGAUCCCGGAAUUCCCGGACCUUGGGGCCCUAUUGGGCUUUAUGGCGAGAAAGGCGACCCAGGUGACGGAGGAAUCAAUUCGGUUGGGAUAAAAGGCGAUCCGGGUGUCAGAGGAAAGCCCCCAGUAGGCGGGGCACCUGGAAAAGAAGGCCAGAGAGGCGGCCAAGGUCCGGAGGGCGUUGCUGGAGAAAAAGGUCAAAAAGGAAGUAUUGGUGAUCGAGGACCUGAGGGCCAAAAAGGAGAAGACGCAAGAGCGGUCAAGGGUCAACCAGGUAAAGACCCAUAA